ACCCUAGAUCAUUGAUGAGUAUACGCCAUCCUUGCCAAGCCAAAUCGAUUACAAAUGUGAAUGCUGGAAGCCAUUCCUUUAUUCUCGUAUAUCUGGCCUUGAGGUUUUACAAGUGCAGUACUGCUACACUUGUUCUGCUGGGGUCGGCUGAUCCCCCGGAUUGCUUUGAAAUCCAAUGGAUUGUGCCAUACUUGCACUUCCUCAUAUCAGAAUCCUUCGGCAGGAGACAAGAUUAGUAUUUAUGAUGGAACAUGUGAAUACUAAUCGCGAUUAUUGACCCUCGACAGACCCCAAGGAUCAGUAUUAAAGCAGACGUAUACUGUCCAUGAAGCAUUUCAUAUACUCUGUUAAGGAUCCCCAAACCUUGCAAUCAUAGCUGAUCAUAGCAAUCAUGUCUACUCAGAAGGCUAUUGUCGUUAAUGCUGUAGGCGAGCGCGCCGUCGUCGCCAACAAGCCCAUUCCACAGCCAGGUUCGAAACAAGUCCAAGUUCGAGUCACAGCGACAGCACUCAACCCUCAUGACCAAAGCGUUCGAGACCGAGGCCUGUUCAUGGACUUCAUCGACCCUCCCGUCACACUGGCCAACGACAUAGCCGGCAUUGUAACGGCUACCGCGCCCGAUGUGACUAAACUGAAGGUCGGCGAUGCAAUCUUCUGGCAAGGCUCAUUGCUCCCGGGAUACAUCCAGCAAGGACUCCAAGAGUACGCGAUUGCGGAUGAAGACUUCGUUUCAAAGAUCCCCGAGGGCUUCACCAUCAACGACGUGCUUACCCUUCCUACGAAUCUCAUCGCGAGCGUAGUUGGGCUCUUUGGUACCAAGACCGGACUUGGCAUACCGGCGCCCUGGAAAGAGGAUGGGAAGUCCAUCAAUUAUUCCGACGUUACCGUCUUGAUCAUUGGAGGAGGCAGCAAUUGCGGCCGUUUCGCCGUCCAGCUUGCAGGUCUGGCUGGCUUCGGCAAAGUCGUAGUCGUCGGUGGCAGCGAGGAGCAGUUGAAGCCAUGGGGCGCCACCCACGUUAUCGACCGACACGGAGGGCAUGAUGUUGUUCUCAGCCGCAUCCGGGAGAUCGUGGGUGAUGAUCUGCUGUACGCGUACGACGCCGUCAACCCGGAUGAGAACCAGCGGCUAGGUAUCAAUGCUCUUUCAAGUACCAAGAGAGGCAAAUUUGCCCGCUUGGUUCGCAGAUGGGAGAGAGAUGAUAGUAUCUUGAACCCGAAACAGAACGGAUUUGAAUUGAUCAAUGUCUUCGGGUCGAGCCAUGUGGUUCCAGACAUUUGUGCGCCAUUGUGGGCGAAGAUCGGGGAGUACCUGCUAGAGGGAAAGAUCGUACCGCUUCAGUACGAAGUCGUUGAAGGACUAGAUGUUGACAAAGUGAACGAAGUAUUGGAUGGAUACAGAGAUGGGAAACGGGUUGUACAAACACACUUCCGGCUUUCUCAGUAGUUUAGCUGUUGAUUUGGACAUAAACUAAGUGUUUUUUUUCUCUCUCUCCGGAUUUCAAUCUUCUCAAUUAGCUGCGGCACUACCAAGAGAUGAUGAAGGAAUUGUUAUAAAUGACACUAGUGAGAACAUAAUCUAACAGAC
Molecule: messenger RNA, 1585 nt
Organism: Aaosphaeria arxii CBS 175.79
Lineage: Eukaryota; Fungi; Ascomycota; Dothideomycetes; Pleosporales
Product: putative alcohol dehydrogenase
Exons: 1
Coding region: 392-1444 (350 amino acids)
Molecular function (GO): oxidoreductase activity, acting on NAD(P)H
Source: RefSeq, a predicted model, not a curated record